Messenger RNA from Entrophospora sp. SA101, 312 nucleotides. The record is from the annotation of a GenBank genome assembly. NCBI's taxonomy places the organism in Eukaryota, Fungi, Glomeromycota, Glomeromycetes, Entrophosporales, Entrophosporaceae.
AUGUAUUCAAAUAAUUGCUUGAUUGACCUUGGAACAUGUAAUGACCAUUUAUUGCCUGCUACCACUUUCUUUAGGGAUUUUUAUCAUUUUCACAGAAUUCUAGAAUAUUCAGAAAAAAUAUGGAGCAAACCUUUUUAUUUAGGUGCUUGGAGACUCUGUCUAGUUCCAUAUGUGGUUAAAUAUUCAUUCGAAAUAUUUAAACUUAAAUUCAAUUCUAAUUCAUCAACUAAAGUUGAUUUAAAGCUUGUAAAUGAUGCUCAAGAAGGUUUUGGAUGUUUUUAUAUUGGUCAAAGUGAUAAUAAUGAGCUAUAG